Molecule: messenger RNA, 621 nt
Organism: Rotaria sp. Silwood1
Lineage: Eukaryota; Metazoa; Rotifera; Eurotatoria; Philodinida; Philodinidae
Source: the annotation of a GenBank genome assembly
AUGGGAUGGAACAGUUGGAAUCAUUUUCAUCGUAAUAUUAGUGAAAAAAUAAUCCAGAAAACUGCAGAUGCUUUUGUAGCUACAGGUCUUGCAGCUGCUGGAUAUCAAUAUGUGAAUCUGGAUGAUUGUUGGCAAUUGACUUGGGAUAAUCAAGGUAUUAUUCAUCCUGAUCCUCAAGCUUUUCCAAAUGGAAUACCAGCCCUUGCUGAUUAUGUUCAUUCAAGAAAACUUAAAUUUGGCCUUUAUUCAGAUGCAGGAUUUAAGACAUGUGCUGGACGACCUGGUUCACUUGGUUAUGAAACAAAAGAUGCUAAUACAUAUGCAUCUUGGAAUGUUGAUUAUUUAAAAUAUGACAAUUGUAAUACAGAUGGAACUAUUCCUGAAGUUCGAUAUCCAAUUAUGCGAGAUGCUUUAAAUGCUAGUGGACGACCUAUCUUAUUUUCCUUGUGUGAAUGGGGUGUUGAUACACCUGCGUUAUGGGCAGCUGAUGUUGGAAAUAGUUGGCGAACAAAAGGAGAUAUUCGAGAUAAUUGGAAUUCAAUGAUGUUUAAUAUUGAUAUUAACAAUGACUUUGCUGAUAAAGCUGGUCCUGGUGGAUGGAAUGAUCCUGACAGUAAGUAA